Messenger RNA from Loa loa (African eye worm), 651 nucleotides. RefSeq names its product protein-tyrosine phosphatase. Gene Ontology annotation, molecular function: protein tyrosine phosphatase activity. The transcript has 4 exons. NCBI's taxonomy places the organism in Eukaryota, Metazoa, Nematoda, Chromadorea, Rhabditida, Onchocercidae. Gene Ontology annotation, biological process: protein dephosphorylation. The record is from RefSeq and is a predicted model, not a curated record. Bases 1 to 651 code for a protein of 216 amino acids.
AUGCCAAAUAGUGUGGUUGAUUUUUGGCAUAUGGUUGUGCAAGAGGAAAGUGAUAGUAUCGUUAUGUUGACGAAUACUAUUGAGAAAGGUUUAAAUAAAUGUGAACAAUAUUGGCCUAAUGAUGCUGGACAGACGUCAUCAUAUGGUGAUAUUACUGUUUCAAAUAUCACGGUACGAGCAUUGGCACCAGAUGAAACAAAUGUGCGAGUUUGUUUAUUGAAGGUUCAAUGGAAGGAAAAUGGUCGAGAAAAAACCCGUGAGAUACGUCAUUAUCAAUGGAUUAAUUGGCCAGACCGUGGUGUGCCACCAUGUCGACUUACUUCUAUGGUACUUUUAUCAAAUAUUCGUGGUACCAAGAAGCCAAUUGUGGUACAUUGCUCAGCUGGUAUUGGUCGAACUGGUGCAAUUGUAGCAAUUGAAUAUAUUUUGGAGAAACUUCAACAAGGUAUCCCAUGCGAAUCAAUGGAUAAAAUUCUCAAAGAGCUACGAAAUCAGCGACCAUUUACAAUACAAAAUGAUAUGCAAUAUCUCUAUGUGCAUCGAGUGAUGUUAUUUUAUUUCAUUGAUAAAUAUAAAAUUUUUGCUGAUAAUGAAGAAGUAAUGACAAAAUAUAAGCAAUUUGUGGCUGAUUAUGAUAAAGUUACGGGAUGA